CUGAUGAUCCGCAAUAUAUUCCUCUUUUUGGAUCGUCAGUUGCCAGUUGUGAAUCCGAAGUAUCUAUGCUUAUGUUCGGCGACUUGGUGCUGGCGGGCUAUCGAGAUUGAGAUUGAUCGCAUAUUAUCCGUCUUUUGGGUUCAGGGCUUUAUUUUGGAUUUGGCAUUAAAUCUAUUCAAGGAGCACAUUCUUACCCAUAAUCUCGUCCAACCGAAAAUCUUGAAACAGUUACUUGACCAGAUCUAUAAAGAACGCACGGGCACCACAGUUGAUCGUCAGCUCUUACGAUCCAUCGUUCGCAUGCACACGGACCUUCAGGCCGAGAAUCUGAUUAAACAGCUGUCCGUGGCAGACUACCUGGCGCAUGUGAACAGGCGUAUAAGUGAGGAAGAAGAGAGAUUGAAUGCCUACCUAAAUCCUACUACCACACGCACUCCGCUCCUAGCAACGCUGGACUCUGAACUGAUUGCUAAGCGGAUGGAAUAUCUAGUAGCCAACGGCCUCAGUCUUAUCCGCGAUCGACGUCUCGAGGAUCUUCACCUGUUUUACACGCUACUCAGCAGGGACAAAGUUAUGAUACAGGGCCUCCUAGAUUGUCGCGACUCCCUUCUCCAACUGAUAAAUUCGGGCUUUUGUGCAGAUCCCACUUUCAACAGGGCUCUUCAAGAGGCCUUUGAAGAGUUUAUCAAUAAUCGGCCUAACAAACCUGCCGAGUAUCUGGCCAAGUAUCUAGAUGCUCAUCUGCGCACUGGAAACAAAACACAAACUGAUGAAGAACUUGAGCGUAUAAUGGACAAGGCAAUGGUGCUCUUCCGGUUCAUAUACGGAAAGGACAUUUUUGAAGCCUUCUACACAAAGGAGUUAGCCAAACGCCUCCUCCUAGGCAAAAGCGCUUCGGUUGAUGCCGAAAAGGCCAUGUUGUCAAAACUGAAGCAGGAGUGUGGUCCUAAUUACACCCGAAAAAUGGAGACCAUGUUCCAGGACAUCGAACUGAGCCGUCAAUUAAGCAAGAACUUCCGUGCUGCCCAGCAGACCCCAUAUCCUAUAGACUUCAAUGUUAACGUCAUCAGUCCGGCCUCAUGGCCUCAGUAUCCGCAGCUUGCUGCCAACUAUCCUCCCGCUAUGCUGAGUCUUCGCGAGGAAUUCACCAAAUUCUACCUCAGUCAUCACCAGGGUCGUCGGCUUCUCUAUGAGCCUUCACUUGGCACCUGCGUCGUCAAGGCUGACUUCCCCACGGUUAGUACUAACUACCUUUUCGUGUUUUUGUUUUUAGAGGGGCAACUCAGUUUUGAUGACCAUUUUAUGCGAAGCUUUGCAGCCACUGAGCAGGAACAUACUUUAUUUCUUUUCUGUGGGGUUUCUUCACUACUCAACAGUAAGGAACGAACGUGCCGGCUUCGCCUUCUCUCAAUUAUCCUAAUAAACUGA
Molecule: messenger RNA, 1428 nt
Organism: Dibothriocephalus latus
Lineage: Eukaryota; Metazoa; Platyhelminthes; Cestoda; Diphyllobothriidea; Diphyllobothriidae
Source: the annotation of a GenBank genome assembly